Molecule: messenger RNA, 453 nt
Organism: Acanthamoeba castellanii str. Neff
Lineage: Eukaryota; Discosea; Longamoebia; Acanthamoebidae
Product: C2 domain containing protein
Exons: 5
Coding region: 1-453 (150 amino acids)
Molecular function (GO): calcium ion binding
Source: RefSeq, a predicted model, not a curated record
AUGCAGCACCCCAGCCCCCGUACCCAGUCCUACCACUCGGUGGUGGAGGUCACCAUCAUGAGCGGCAGGGAUUUCCCCAAGAUGGAUCUCAAUGGAUCCGCCGAUCCUUUCUGCACGGUCAGCCUGGGCGAGAGGAAGCUCCACACGACCAACGUCAUUCGCAAGAACCGCAGUCCCGUCUGGAUGGAGACCUGCCGCGUGCUGGUGCCUGAGCUGGAGAAGAACUAUGCGCUCCUCUUCGACGUCUGGGACUGGGACAAGGCGUCGUCGAACGACUACAUCGGCCAAGCCAAGCUCGAGUUGUCUGACAUUCACGCGACCAAGCAGUUCGAGGGCUGGUUCCCCGUCACCAUGCUCAAGAAGAACAAGACCAAGUCCCGCGGCGAGAUCCAGAUCAAGUACAGAGUGUACACCGCCGAAGGCACGCCGCGCUCCUCCCCAAUUCACAAAUGA